This is a messenger RNA of Schistosoma rodhaini, 6241 nucleotides long. Lineage: Eukaryota; Metazoa; Platyhelminthes; Trematoda; Strigeidida; Schistosomatidae. The record is from the annotation of a GenBank genome assembly.
AUCACCAUCCUAGCUUUCUGGAAGAAUGCAAUAAGAGUCUUCGGUCGAUAAAAAGUCAGAACAUAAGCUAAACUUAUAGGAAAACUCAUAAAAAGCUUACACUGCGCUCAACUCCAUUCAAAGGUGAGGAAAGAGAACAAUGGCUUUUGCCGAAAGUUGAGUAGAGCUCAAAAUUAUCAACGGAUUUACUGUACAUCAUCAUAUAAGUAUUGGAUUUCGGUUUCGAAAAACUGAAACUGCGCUCUAACCAACUGUGAACGGUACUUCGUUUCCCGUGUGCCGUCCAAUUAUUUACUUAGAAAUUACUAAGUUGGGAACCUAACACUUGAAGUUGGCCAGUUCACAAUUGACCUAUUACACUACAAACAAUAUAAUGGCGAUGGAUACAUCAAAUAAGUCUUUGACAUCACUACUGGAGAAGAUGGUGGCAGCUGAUACUGAUUACCGGUUUAUGGCUAUGAAUGAUCUUAUCAACGAAUUACAGGUGAACACCCUUCGCUUGGAUCUCCAAAGUGAAAAGAGAGUUGUUGGACUCAUUCUUCGUCUUUUGAGGGAUCCUAGUGGUGAAGUUCAAAGUCUUGCAGUAAAAUCACUAGGUCCUUUAGCGACUAAAGUAAAAGAACAGCAGAUUAUUACCAUUGUCAAAGAUCUUGUUGGAACUAUGGAAAAAGGAGGCGAAGGGCAGCUUCGCAGCAUUUGUAGUAUUGGUCUCAAAACCGUUGUCAAUGCUUUACCGAAUGCAACGGAUAUGGUAGUCGUUCAAUCAGCUGUUCGUGAAGCUAUCUCUCCUUUAUUACAUAUGGUUAUGUCACAUCAAGAUGAUAAUGUACGCGUUGAAGCUUGUGAAGUUUUAGCUGAAAUUAUUAAUCAUUUUGGAAAUCUUCUGACAAGUUAUCACUUGGACUUACUUGAUUGCAUGAUCACUUGCCUUGGCUGUCCACAAACAACUCUACGUAAACGUGCUAUUCAAGCAUUGGGUUAUCUGUCAUGGAUUAUACCACAAAAAUAUUUCAGUUCACUUGUUAGCUUCCUUCUUUUCCGUUUACAAAUGAGUCCUUUUUUAACAUCUAAACCAAUGGAGAAAUUUGACGAUCAUUUGUCAAAAUUGAUUACUGAGAAUACAUUGUUUCAACGACCACAUUUAUUGGAACAACUAAAACAAGUACCUUCUGUAGAUGUUAUGAAAACCUUACUUCAAUGCUUCAAUGUUGUUUCUCGUCAACUUCAACGUUCACCUCAUUGUAUUGCAUCAGUACUCCGACUACUUAUAUCGAUUGCAUACAGUUCAAAUACAAAUAAUCCAGAACAGGAUGAUAUUGUAGAGUUAGUUAUUCAAGUAUUGGAAACAAUAAUUCGACGUUGUCCUAGAGCGAUUUCCCCUUCUCUUCCUGAACUGAUUAAUUUACUAUGUGAACGCUUGCAAUACGAUCCAAAUUAUGAUUAUGGUCUUGUCGAAGAUGGAGAUGAUCAAAUGGGCGUCAAUAAUAAUGAUGUCGAUUUUGAUGAUGAUAAUGCUGAUGUUGAUGAUGAUGAUGACGAUGAAGAUGGUGAAUAUUCUGAUGAUGAAGAUGUAUCAUGGAAAGUUAGACGUGCUGCAGCGCGUGCUUUAGAGGCAAUUAUCUUAGUUUUCACUGAAAUGACUGCUAACUUCUAUAUAUCUAUUGCUCCUUUGUUGAUCAAACAAUUCAAUGAACGGGAAGAAUCUGUACGUUUAUCUAUAUUUUCCUGUCUCAGUGCAUUGUUACGUCAAACUCGACUGACAUCAACUAUUCAUUUGAAUAAUACAAUUACUAACGGAUCUGUUGCUGUCAAUCAACAAAGUAGUCCAAGAUCUUGUGAAAGUACAUUAUUUGUAUCUGAAUCUACUUUGGAGGAGUUAAAACUUCAGUUACAAGAUCCAAAUAGUGCUCAAUCACGUUUAUUAUCUUUGUUGCCAACAUUGUAUCGUGGCAUUGAAAAGCAAACAUCUCAAUCGAUAAGCAAUAAAAUCAAAUCUCAAAAUGCUAAUCGAGUUUUAUCGGUUUAUCGACAUACUGCGUUUAUGUUGAAUCGCGAUAUAGCUUUAGCUUUACCAGGUCAAUUAGGCGCUUAUUUAAAUAACAUAUUAAUGAUGAUAAAAAUUUCAUCUGAUGAUCCGAAUACAAAUCAUACUGCAAAAAUGGAAAUGAUUAAUGUUCUUGUCCUUUUGUUGAGUACACAUCCAGCUAGUUAUUUUGAAUCAAAACUUGAUCUUCUUGUUCAAUUAACAGUACAAUCGAUCAACAAUUCAUUUUAUCGUGUUGCUCUGGAAGGUCUGGAUUUGUUACAGAUUCUAUGUACAAAUUUGAAAAGCUUAGGCGGUGAAAAAUAUGCUCAGGUUUUAUUUACUCCACUUUUCAAUCAAUUAAAAGCUACUGAUCGUGAUCUUGAACUGAAGGAGAAAGCUAUUACAGUGACCGCAGUAUUUCUUUCGCAAAUUGGUUACAUGGUUGAAUCAAAUAUUAAUGAUUGUUUAGAUUUAAUAUAUCGACGUUUAACAAAUGAAUUAACUCGAUUGGCUGCAGUUCGUGCUAUACAAAUUAUCGCUUCAUCACCUUUACAAUUAGAUUUAUCAAAAUUUCUACCUGGUUCAUCUCAUGAAUUAGGAACAUUUUUAUCAAAAAAUGAUCGUAAUUUACGUAUGAUAACACUACGUUGUUUAUAUACAAUUUUAUUAAAAUAUCCAAAUAGUUUGGAUAAUAAUUGUAUUAUGAAUAUAUUAAAUUUAAUGCCAAAAUUAUUAAUUACUGAACAUGAUUUACAAACAACACAACUCGCUCUUCAUCUUACUUCCUUAUUCUUGGAAUCACCUAAUCCUUUAGCUAGUCAAGUUUUUCAAAUUGUUAUACAAGAACCAUUUCUUGAAUGUCUCAUCCAUUUAGCACAUUCUCCAUUAUUACGCGGUCAAGCUUUGGAUGGGAUGCUUCGUUUAAUGCGUGCUUUUGGUCAUCUUAAGAAAACAGAUGCAAAUGGCCGACAACAAUUGACGCUCUUCCUAUCGCGUUUACUUGCUCCCAUUGAAAAUAAUAAUAAUAAUACUUUGUUUGGUCACAACUCUGCUAUAAGCAGUAGUAAUAAUAUUAAUAAUACUACUUCACCUAAUCGAACUUCUGGUGUACAUCGAGAUGCUUUGCCUAGUUUAGCUCAAUGUAUAGCUGCUCUAUUAGCUGAACUACCAAUGACUUCACCAAAUUCACCGUCAUUAUCAUCACCUCAUUCUGACAGUUUUCUGAGUAGUGUAAACAAUGUGGUUGAUCAGUUGUUAAUAUCUGUCAAGGAUCCUUCUACAUCUCCAACACAAUUAUAUCUGAAUUUGCUUAUUUUGGGUGAAUUAGGUCGUAAAGUUGAUUUGAGUUCACGUACAGAUCUUCGUGAUCUAUUAAUUUCUUGCCUGUCAUCAACCAACAAUUCACCUUAUCAUUAUCAGCAACCAACACCUUCGAAUACUUCAACUGGUUUAUCUCAUUCCACAAUAUCAUCCAAUGGACUCAUGGUCAGUGAAGAAGUCAAACCAGCAGCAGCGUUAAGUUUAGGUCGAUUGGUCGUUGGUAAACCAGAAAUUCUUCUACCACCAUUAAUUGAAAGCAUUUCACAAGCUGUAAAACAACAUAUGCAACUGACAAACACCUCAGGAUCUCUUACUAGCAGCAACAGUGGUGGCAGUGGUAGUAAAAAUAACACAAGUCAACAUCAAUUAUAUUAUUUAAUUCAAGCUCUUAGAGAGGUUCUUGUUAAUCUUGCUGGUCUGGAUCCUAAUCAAUCUUUGAAACAUCAUCUAGAUUCAAUGUGGUCCCUUUUGUUAGCAUGUUCUGGUUUAUCGGAAGAAGGUACACGAAAUCUAGUCUCAGAAUGUCUUGGCCGAUUAACAUUGGUCGAUCCUCCGCAACUAGUUAGUCGUCUACGUCAACAGCUGAAUUCACCUGAGGCCUCAUCGUCAGUCUUAAUGCGUUCAACAUUAGUUACUGCAGUGAAAUUCAUUCUAAUCGUUACUGAUUUAGACGCAGGUACAAUGACAAAAUAUACCGGUCGUAUGCGUUACGAUCUACCAGAUGUAACAUAUUUUAUGGUUCCAUCUCAGGAAACUCCUAUAUCAUCAUCACCUUUGACUAAUGACAUUGAAUUAGCUCUACGAGCUGGUAAUCCUCCUGCAUUGAUAGAUUUUCUUGGUCGUCUUGCAGAUCCGGAAUUAUCAGUUCGACGUGCAGCUCUUGUUGCAUUGAAUACUGUUGCACAUCAUAGACCUGGUCUAGUACGUCCAUUACUCAAUAUACCUAUACAAUUGUCUGGUUCAUCACAAACAUCAACUCUAUUAGAUUUGUUAUGUGCAGAAACAGUUAUACGAAAAGAAUUGAUUCGUGAAGUAGAGAUGGGUCCAUUCAAGCAUCAUGAAGACGAUGGUUUAGAUUUAAGAAAGUGUGCAUUUGAAUGCAUGUCUACACUAUUAGAGACAUGUUUAGAUAAACUUGCAAUACCGAAUUUUUUGGAAUCAUUAAUUGACGGUCUACGUGAUCAUACUGAUAUCAAAUUAUUAUCAUAUCAAAUACUUCAACGUAUUUCAAUUAUAAAACCAAUGGAAAUAUCUGCCAAAAUGGAAAUUUUAGCUGUACCAUUAAAAGCGGUUCUUUUAUCAAAACCUAAAGAUGAUUGGGUUAAACAAGAAAUGGAAAAAAUGCAAGAAUUAAAUCGAAGUGCUCUUGGAUUGAUAGUCAGUUUAAGAAAUAUUGAUGAUAUUGAUAAAAAUCGUCAUUAUGUAGAAUUAUUACGUAUUAUCAAUGCAGAUAGUAAUUUGAAAAAUAUUUAUAUGCAAAUUUUAUCAACUGAAAAUUAUUCCACUAAGAAUAAUUUGUCAACAAUAUCCACAACACCAACAGCAACUAUGACAACAGGUGGAUUUGGGCGAAAUAAUUCUUCUUCAUGUUCUCUCACUGGUAGUGGUGACAUCGGUGGUGGAUAUAUUGGCAAUUUCUCAUCAACACGUUCAUGAUUUAUUCAAUGUCACUAUGUUAAAUUGGCAAUAUUUUGUUAGUCAUAAAUUCACCAACACACCCACCCAUAUAUAUAUAUACACACACACAAGGUCUUUUUUUCCGCUUGUUGUAAACACUUUGAAUCCAAGAAAAAAAAACUUACUAAAAAUUUUUUUUUGUGUCUUCUCACUUACAUCAUCUGAUGUAUAUCUUAAUUUGUCUAGUUUUUGUACCUCAUUCAUUCAUACAUUUGUCCUUAAUUAUUUCCUUUCAAAAUCAUCCAUCUCAAUGUCCAAAUGAAAUAUCUAUAUGUAACAGUGCCAAAUGAUUGUGUUUUAAUCAUUGAAUAACAACAAUAACCAUGGUUAAUAAAAAAAAGUGUAUUCAAUCCUUUAUGAUGUUUUGUUGUACAUGACAACUAAUUAAUGAUAAUAAUUCAAUGAAUGAUUUAAAUUGUUUGAUCCUCUAUACUCUUUAAGUAUCCAUAUCUCUCUCUGUGUCUAUUUAUUGAUAAUGAAUACAUGUAUAACAUUUAAUAAAUGACAAGCAUACAUUUCAAACUUGAUCCAUCCCUUAUUUGUUUAUUCAUGUUUGUUUUUUUUCCUAACGAUACAAUACAAUUGCUUGUCAGUUUAUUACUAAUCUAUAGAACAAACAUUCUUUUUCUUUCUAUCUGUCUAUUACACCUAUAUAUACCACUUAUGGUUAGGAAUCGAACCAAUACCAUAGUUAUAACAAUAGGAAAAGACUAAUGUUGUGUUAUUAUAUGGUGAUGAUAAAACGAAGAAAAAAAAAAGAAAGAUUGUUUCUACAUUUAUUUUAUGCGUUUUUUUUCCUUUGUUCUGCCUUGAAAGUGGUGUGUUGUUGUCUGUGUGUGUGUGUGUGUGAGUGUGAGUGUAUGGUAUAGCGCUUAAAGUAGUUUGUGCUUUUAUUAAUCAAUAUACAUUUUAUCUCGUUCAUACGAUCUGCAUCAUCAUCAUCAUAAAUGAAUGUUUGUUCUCUGUAUUUAUCCUUUAAAUUUUGUUUGUUUCCAUUAUGAAUGUACGAUUUUGCGAAUGUAGUUAAGUUACACCUAACAAAAUAUUACAAUAUCGAAUGCUGUUAGAGAUCGAGUGAUCAGUGAGGAUGAUAGUAGUGACUUUCUGGUUGUCCAUAGUUUGAAAAAAAAAAUUGUUUAUUAAGGUAUCUUUGAAAAGGGAGUUUUCUAUGGAGAUUUUAAGCAAUUUAUAUAUAUAGUUGAAAUCAUUAGUCAAUUG